Messenger RNA from Drosophila willistoni, 1046 nucleotides. RefSeq names its product zinc finger protein 718. The coding region runs from base 98 to 985 and encodes 295 amino acids. The transcript is spliced from 4 exons. NCBI's taxonomy places the organism in Eukaryota, Metazoa, Arthropoda, Insecta, Diptera, Drosophilidae. The record is from RefSeq and is a predicted model, not a curated record. Gene Ontology annotation, biological process: regulation of transcription by RNA polymerase II. Gene Ontology annotation, molecular function: DNA-binding transcription factor activity; RNA polymerase II cis-regulatory region sequence-specific DNA binding.
AGUAGAGUUUUUCCACUAACUUGACAAUUGCUAAAUUGAAAAAUAUAUAUAUUGCAAGGCUAUCAAUCAAUAAAUCAAGUGAAAAACCAAAAAAAUCAUGUUUAACAGUUACUUUUCGGAUAGGUACAAUGGCAAACAUGAACGUUUCUAUAAGCGCUAUGAAGUUAUUUGCCGAACCAUACCCAAUAUGCCACCCAUGCUACGGCCACGUACUACAGGCAACAGCCAUAAUAGCAACAGCAGCAGCAGCAGAGGCUCAUCAUCCACACGAUGUCACAAUAUUAAGCCGAAAACUGCCUCAAAGAUGAAGUUCCAAUAUGGCACUUCUGAGCCCACCAACGAUUGGAGAGCCACCGAUGAUCUAUCCAUUGUGGUGCGACGACAAAUCGAAGAGACGGAGGGAGUACAGUUGAUGGCCAUUUAUCAGCCAUUGGAUGUUACUUGUGAAUUUAGCCAUACGAUAUGGGAAAUUGAGUUGCCUGACAGUCAAUGCCAAGAAGAGUCAAGCCAACCAAAUCCUUUGAGCCGAACUAAAGUAAAUAUAGGCAAAAUCAAGUUACUAAUCGGUGGCAAUAGGCUAGAAAGGAAAAGGUUAAUGCAAGCUGAGACUUUGUCUCAAAAACAAGCACAAAUUCAGCAAGAGGUUAAGAAGCCAAAGACCGAUCGUAGACGAAUAAAACCUAUGCCAGGUGAAUCAUUUAACUGUAGGCAUUGUACUAAGGUUUUCCAUCAUGCCUGGAUGCUGGUGGCACACACACGGAUACACACCGGUGAAAGGCCCUUCACCUGUCCAGAUAAGUCAUGCCAAAAGUCGUUUGCUGAUCGUUCAAAUUUGCGCUCUCAUCAACGUACUUUGGGUCAUCAUUGCUGGCAGCAUCAGUGUGCACAGUGUGGCAAGUAUUUUAGUCAGGAAUGCUAUCUCAAUCGUCACUCCUUGGAUGCAUGUCGCAAAUAUCUCUUGACCAUUAUCCAUAAAAAGUCAUGAAAUUAUGUUUAAAUUCAUCUUAAGGCUGCAAAUAUAAACCAAGAGUUGUUUGAUUUUCUUA